UCAUAAGAUUAGCUAAUUCAACAUUACAAAUCAAGUUUAUUCUCGAUUCUUUAAGGGCAGCAAGAUCAAACGGCCAUGUAUUGGUCAACAGAGGUGGUGGAGAAGUUAACAGUCACCGAAAUUUUAUUUUAUUUCCCUUAAAAAAUGCACACAUACAAGAAAAUGACAGCCGCAAACCUUAGUCAGGAAAACUGUGCAAUUGCGGUUCUUAAAAGUAAACCAAUCAGAGCCUUAAACGUCACCGGUGAACAGUAUUUUCAUCCAAUCAGGAUGCUUUGUGUACUAUAAAUAGUAGUUCUGAGCCCGUCGUUGCCAUGUGUCAACUGUUUGGUCAUUGUACUUAUUUGCUGUUAUGGCUCGCACAAAGCAGACCGCUCGCAAGUCCACCGGCGGCAAGGCCCCGCGCAAGCAGCUAGCCACCAAGGCUGCCCGUAAGAGCGCCCCGGCCACCGGCGGCGUGAAGAAGCCGCAUCGCUACCGGCCCGGCACCGUGGCGCUGCGCGAGAUCCGGCGCUACCAGAAGUCCACCGAGCUGCUGAUCCGCAAGCUGCCGUUCCAGCGGCUGGUGCGCGAGAUCGCGCAGGACUUCAAGACCGACCUGCGCUUCCAGAGCUCGGCCGUCAUGGCGCUGCAGGAGGCCUGCGAGGCCUACCUGGUGGGUCUGUUUGAGGACACCAACCUGUGCGCCAUCCACGCCAAGCGCGUCACCAUCAUGCCCAAGGACAUCCAGCUGGCCCGCCGCAUCCGCGGGGAGAGGGCGUAAUUGUAACGUCUUAACCUCAAUCAAAGGCUCUUUUCAGAGCCACCCACAAUUUCACGUAAAAUAGCUGUGAGAUAAUAUUUACGUCCCUACGACCGGCCUGAUCGGGCAGAAACUUUGUCUAAAACUGCCGGGUCGGUUUCCUUUUUCAAACCUGAAAUAUGUUAGAACGUUCUCUUAAGCAUUUGCGAAUUGAAUUCCAUUAACCCAAUCUAUUUAGGUCCUGCCACUUGAGCAACCGUCAUGAAUAAAAUGUGUGGAAACGUU
Messenger RNA from Arvicola amphibius (Eurasian water vole), 1027 nucleotides. Its product is annotated as histone H3.1. The transcript has a single exon. Gene Ontology annotation, molecular function: protein heterodimerization activity; DNA binding; structural constituent of chromatin. The coding region runs from base 353 to 763 and encodes 136 amino acids. Lineage: Eukaryota; Metazoa; Chordata; Mammalia; Rodentia; Cricetidae. Gene Ontology annotation, cellular component: nucleosome. The record is from RefSeq and is a predicted model, not a curated record.